AUGGCCCAUGAACUGCAUUCCGUGGAGCCGAUGACCCAAAAAACCAAUGAAUUCGUUCAAACCACCUCAGACAAUCUGGGGGAUGACCUAGAUCGCGGGGAUGAGUGGGCCGCUCUCGAGAAGCGGGUACGAUGGAAAGUCGAUCUCCGACUGUGUAGCAUCGGCGGGCUCUUAUGCAGCCUGAAUCUGCUGGACUCGGGCAUCUUGUCCUCUGCCUCGGUGACGACCAUGCUCAAUGAUCUCCAAUUGAACCAGGGGAACCGGUACUCCGUCUCCAUCUUCAUUUUCACGAUUGCCAGUGUGGUUUUCCAACUGCCGUGUACGGUGGCAGUUCGACUGAUUGGUCCGCGCAUUUGGUUUUCGAUGAUUACAUUCAUUUUUGGACUGCUGACAUUGUGCACUGCGUUCGUUCACACAUGGAAGCAGAUGAUUAUCCUGCGCGUACUGCUUGGUAUUUCCAUGUCCGGGAUCUACCCUGGUCUGACAUACCUGGUGAGCGCCUGGUACCCGCGACGUGAGCAGCAGCUCCGGUUUGCAUUUUUGCAGUCUGGAGAAGUUGUUAUUUUGGCGACGGGCAAUCUUGUCAAUUAUGGUCUCAAUCAUUUGAACGGCAAGGCUGGUCUGGCGGGUUGGCGCUGGAUGUUUGUUGUCCAGGGUCUUAUUACUUGUGUCCUGGGUAUCGCCACCUACUGGUGGAUGGUCGAUUUCCCUGAGAACUCCCAGCGCAGCUUUUUCUUCCUCUCAGACCGAGAAGCUCGGGUCGCAACUCGCCGAAUCCAAGAUGAUCGAGCCGACGUUAUCCCCGAGCCGUUCUCGUGGGGCACGCUUCUUGCUAACUUCAAAGAUCCAAAGAUAUAUGGCUUUGCGUGCAUGUUCUUUCUGCUCAACCUCAUAUCGACUGCUCUCUCGUACUUCCUCCCGAUCAUCCUACAGUCUGGGAUGGGUUUCAGCUCGAACAAAUCUAUCCUACUCUCCACACCUCCCUAUUACUAUGCCGUCAUCCCAGUCCUGCUCACAUCACUUAUUGGAGAUUUUUACCGCGUUCGUGGACCUCUGAUCAUAUUCAACGCCCUCGUCCUCAUAGCCGGGUUCCUGAUGUUCGGUCUUCCUGUGUCUACCCAGGUCGCAGUGCGUUAUAUUGGGACCUUCCUGGCGACAGGUGCUUAUAUCUCGAAUUGGGCGGCCCUCAACGCUUUCCAAGCCAACAAUAUCGUCGGGCAGUGGAAGCGAGUCGCCACUGCCGCUGCUGUGACUGCUUGUAACGGGCUCGGCGGCGUGGCGGGUAGCUUCAUUGUCCGGCAACAGGAGGCUCCGCACUAUCAGACUGCAGUCUGGGUGUCAAUUGGUUCACACAUACUUCUCAUUGCGAUAGUGGGCGUGUUCACGAUUUACUUCUAUAUGGCCAAUCAACGACAACAGCGGGGUUUCAAAAUGCUUGAGGGCGUGUCCGGCUUCAGAUACACUUAUUGA
Penicillium bovifimosum is the source of this 1470-nucleotide messenger RNA. RefSeq names its product putative MFS transporter. NCBI's taxonomy places the organism in Eukaryota, Fungi, Ascomycota, Eurotiomycetes, Eurotiales, Aspergillaceae. Gene Ontology annotation, biological process: transmembrane transport. Bases 1 to 1470 code for a protein of 489 amino acids. Gene Ontology annotation, cellular component: membrane. Gene Ontology annotation, molecular function: transmembrane transporter activity. The transcript has 4 exons. The record is from RefSeq and is a predicted model, not a curated record.